Molecule: messenger RNA, 1330 nt
Organism: Drosophila novamexicana
Lineage: Eukaryota; Metazoa; Arthropoda; Insecta; Diptera; Drosophilidae
Product: cytochrome c oxidase assembly protein COX15 homolog
Exons: 4
Coding region: 72-1259 (395 amino acids)
Biological process (GO): heme A biosynthetic process
Cellular component (GO): mitochondrial inner membrane
Molecular function (GO): oxidoreductase activity, acting on NAD(P)H, heme protein as acceptor
Source: RefSeq, a predicted model, not a curated record
AAAUAAAUAUAUAUGCCGCAAAGGAAAAUUUAUUUCCUGUAGACUGUAGACAAAACAAUUACCUUUUAAUAAUGCUUCGAUCGAUUUAUCAAAGAGCCAAUGCAUUAAAGACUGUUAUUCAAAGACGCAGUUUGCAGCACACUGUUUUGGAAGCUCAACUCAAACAUAUACCGCCACGACCUCCUCAAGUAAAUCAUUUAAGCAAAUCAAAUGAUAAAACAGUUGGCAAGUGGUUUCUAGGAUGCAGCGGCAUGGUGUUCGUUGCUGUUGGACUAGGCGGUGUUACAAGAUUAACAGAAUCAGGACUUUCAAUGGUGUCUUGGAAACUACUUGGUGAGCAUAUGCCACGCAAUCAAGAAGAAUGGAUUAAAGAGUUUGAGAAAUAUCAACAGUAUCCUGAAUUUAAACUAAAGAAUGCUAGCAUAACAUUGGAAGACUUUAAAUUUAUAUAUAUGAUGGAAUAUAUACACAGAAUGUGGGGUCGCGCGAUCGGUGCGUUUUUUCUAGUUCCGGCUGCAUACUUUUGGAGAAAAGGCUAUUUUUGUGCUAGAACAAAAAAGGUUGUAUUAUUAUUAGGCACUUUAAUUGGACUCCAAGGUCUAAUGGGAUGGUAUAUGGUGAAGUCCGGCUUGGAAGACAGAUUUGAUAACCCAAAUGAUGUGCCGCGCGUUUCCCAAUAUAGAUUGGCAUCACAUUUAGCUGCUGCAUUUGUCCUAUAUGCAUUGUUUUUAUCGAAUGCAAUGUCUAAGUUGAUACCAUCUGAUAUAUAUGUAUCUACAGCAAAGCGGGUACUUAAUAUUAAGAAAUUGGCACAUGUAACGAAAGGUAUGGUGUUCUUGACAGCCAUCUCUGGAGCAUUUGUGGCUGGACUGGAUGCUGGAUUAGUUUACAACUCAUUUCCAAAAAUGGGCGAUACCUGGAUACCUAAUGAUCUACUGCAAUUUAAACCAAUACACAAAAAUAUUACAGAAAAUCCAACGACGGUUCAGUUCAACCAUCGUAUAUUGGGCAUUACAACAGUAUCAUUUAUUACGGCUUUAUGGCUGAUGAGUCGCAAAAAAUUACCCAAACGUGCAAGUUGGGCUAUCAAUGCUGUAACUAUUAUGGCCUGGACGCAAGCUACUUUGGGUGUAACUACAUUAUUAACCUAUGUACCUGUGCCAUUGGCCACAGCUCAUCAAUCUGGAUCAUUAAUUCUCCUCAGUUUUGCUGUCUGGCUUUCGCACGAAGUCCGACUUUUAAAGUACAUACCAAAAUAAAGCAAGAUAUACAAAAAAUAAACAUCGUAACUUGGCACACAUAUUAAAUAAAUAAAUUCCUUUCUUUUUAC